AUGGUGGGCAACUCCAGCUGUGAGAGGACAGAGUGGUGCAAGAGAUACAAAACUAAGGAAUCUAUUGAGGCUGAAGGGCCGCCUGCAAAAUGCUACAUGCUGAUUACCGUUUACACUUGCGGUUGUUAUGAUCGGGUUGAUACCGCAAGCCAAUGUCCUGAAGGAAAAUGUCAGCUGGGCAAAGCUGGUGGCGCUUCAACUAAGCUAGAGAUUUUCGCGAGGGCUCUUGAUGAAGGGUGUACACGAUGCAAGCCAGAGCAAAGAUCUGAGGAAAACGAGAAAGCUCGACUGGAUGCGGACACCAAACAAUCGACUUCUCCAUGGCCUUGUGAAGAUCAAUCUCGGCACUAUAGCCGAUCAGAGAAUAACAGCCAACCAGCGCCUCGAAACCCUCAUAUCACAGAAGCCACUUCCUCGAGACUGACGGCUAGGGUGAAUCCAAGUUGGACACCAGCAUCACAGCCAUAUACCGUUCCAGUAGAUACCCGAGCACAUGAACAGUGGGAGCGAGAACGAGCCGAAAGAGAUUUUCAAGCCCGCUCUGACGCAGAAGAGGAGAAACGAGCCGCCAAAAAAGCUCGUCGAUACGAGAAAGAAUUACGCCGAGAAGAUGCAGUCUCCAAAAAGGAUAGCUCCAGACAAUCCACCUCAAAGUCUGCAUCAAGGGCUUAUGAUGAGUCGUCUUAUGACAGUAGAGAUCAAUCUUCUAGCUCAAGUCGUACUUCCAAACCAUCAUCUAGCAGGGAAAAUCACCAUUCUAGCUCGAUACAUGGUACGAGUAAGCACAAUGAAUACUCUUCGAAGAUCCUGAAUGAAUAA
Sclerotinia borealis F-4128 is the source of this 819-nucleotide messenger RNA. NCBI's taxonomy places the organism in Eukaryota, Fungi, Ascomycota, Leotiomycetes, Helotiales, Sclerotiniaceae. The record is from the annotation of a GenBank genome assembly.